UAAAAAUUAUUCGAUCCACUUUCACCUCUACUUCUAUAUUUAUAAAUAUAAUCAGUUAGGUCUUACCUAACUAUUACCCUUCAACAAUAAAAAAAUUUCUUACCUAACUAUUUCUCCGGGGAAAUUUUUUUAUAAAAAAAACUCAUUUUGCUUCCCAUAAUCCAUGCAUUUAUACAUCCUAAUAGCCAGUCAACCAGGCACAUAUAGCCCAUGUCUGAAGAAGAUUCUUUGUUUGCACAAACACACACAUAUAAAAACCUGAUAUGAUAUGAGGCCUAUUUGCAUCAUUGCAAAUGCCAACAUUCAACCCAACAAAAACCAUGCGAGUAGAGUGAGAGCAUGAACGCCAGUCCCUCCGCCACGCCGCUGUCCCCCAACCUCGAGCCAUGCUUCCAAUCAGACCCUCUUCUCCCCUCCAGGAGCCUCGACAACGCCCACCGCCUGUUCGACCGAAUGCCCCGUCGCGACGCCUUCUCCUGGGCCACGCUCAUCUCCGCCCACGCCCGCCGCGGCCGCGAUCCCUCCGUUGCCCUCGUCCUUUUCGGCCGCAUGCUCGCUGCCGGCCUCCCUCCAGAUCCCUACUCCCUCGGCGCCGCCCUCCGCGCCUGCUCCUCUGCCGUUCUCCUUCGCCCCGCCCGGCAGUCCCACGCCCUCGCCCUCAAGUCGUCCCUCGCCUCCCAUCCCCUUGUCGCCGCGGCGAUCAUCGACGCGUACGCCGAGUGCGGCCACGCCGCCUCCUCUGCCCUCGUCUUCGAUUCCGCCCCACCAUCGGCACGGUCCAGCCGUGUCCUGUGGACCACCCUGAUCGCCGGCCUUACCCGAUCCGGCGAUACGCUUGGGGCUAUGGACCGGUUCCGCCGGAUGCGGACGGAAAGCGUAGGCCCCACCCCCUUCACCCUCCCGACCGUCCUCGCCGCCUGCGCCUCCGAGCGCGCGCUCCGGUUUGGCCGCCAGGUCCACGGGUGCGCCGUCCGGACCGGCUUCGCCUCCAGCCCGUUCGUCACCAGCUCUCUCGUUAACCUCUACGCCAAAUGUUCCGAUCUCGCCAGCGCCAGAACAGUCAUUGAAUCGGCCGAGUCGGACGACUCGGUCUCGUGGAACGCUCUCAUUGUCUCGUGCUCGCGUAGCGGGUUAUAUGCCGACGUCCUCUCCCUGUUCGCCGAAAUGCGCCACCGAGGGCUCGAGAUGGACGAGUUCACGUACCCCUCCGCCCUCAACUCGGUCGCUUCCGCCGGGGACGCGCCCAACGGGAGCUCCCUCCACGGGUUGAUCCUAAAAGCCGGCUUCGAGGCCCACCUGCACGUGGCGAACGCCCUUGUCGACAUGUACGCCAAGUGCGGGAGCUUAAACUGCGCCCGCGGGGUAUUCGACCUGAUGCCCGAGAGGGACGUCGUGACCUGGACCGCCCUCCUCGCCGGCCUUGCUCGCCACGCGUCACACGAGUCGGCUCUCCAGCUCUACUCCGAGAUGCGAGAACUCGGCAUCGACUCGGACGAGUUCAUCACUGCCGGCGUGCUGAGCUCGUGCGCCGGGUUGACCCUGCUCGAACUCGGCCGGCAGGUCCACGCUAAUAGCAUUCGGGGCGGGUUCGACUCGUUCCUCUCGGUGGGGAACUCGCUGGUCACCAUGUACGCCAAGAGUGGGUGCAUGGAUGACGCUUGGACGGUUUUUGAUUCGAUGACCUGGCGUGACGCCAUCACGUGGACGGCUUUGAUCAUGGGCUUCGCUCAAAAUGGUCGGGGGAGAGACUCCCUUCGGCUUUACAAUGAGAUGACUCGGACCGGAGUUAAACCGGACUAUGUGACUUUCAUCGGGUUACUGUUUGCGUGCAGCCACGCCGGUCUUGUCGAGGCCGGUCGAGCCCAUUUCGAGUCUAUGGAGAGAGUCUACAGAAUAGUCCCCGGACCGGAGCACUACGCAUGCAUGAUUGAUCUCCUCGGCCGAUCGGGUCAGAUCGGGGAAGCGGCAGAGCUGCUAGACCGGAUGGAGACCGAACCGGACGCGACCGUGUGGAAGGCGUUGCUGGCUGCAUGUAGGGUACAUAGGAAUAUAGGACUUGCGGAACGGGCGGCUAUGGUGCUCUUCGAGCUAGAUCCAACGGACGCGGUGCCCUACGUGUUGCUCUCGAAUAUGUACUCCGCGGCCGAGAGAUGGGGUGAUGUGGCGAGGAUCCGAUCGUUGAUGAAGUCUCGAGGGGUGAUCAAGGAGCCAGGUCGUAGCUGGAUCGAGAUGGGUGGUGUGGUGCAUGUGUUCCACGUGGAGGAUCGGGGGCAUGCACGGACGGGUGAGAUUUAUUGGAAGGUUGAAGAGAUGUUGAGGAGGAUCAAGGAGGAGGAGGGGUACGUGGCGGACACAGGAUUCGCCUUGCACGAUGUGGGGGAUGAGGGGAAGGAGAUGGGAUUGGCGUACCAUAGUGAGAAGCUGGCCGUGGCCUUUGGUCUCAUCAGCAUGCCACGUGGCGCGGUGAUCCGGGUGUACAAGAACUUGAGGGUAUGUGGCGAUUGUCACACAGCGAUCAAGAUGGUGUCCAAGGUGUACGGAAGGAGCAUCGUGCUGAGGGACUCCAAUUGCUUUCAUCACGUUAACGAGGGGAUAUGUUCUUGUGGGGAUUACUGGUAGCAUGCUAAUGGAUAUGGGAUUAUUUGUUAAUUAUAAGAUGAAUACUUGGUUCUAAUACUUUGUUAUUUAUAUGAAUUGGGUGCAUGAUUUUUUUUCUUUUUUCAAAAGGCCUUGCAUAUUUCAAGAUGUUAACCUUUAAAAAAUGUGCAGCCAUGUCACGUGCCUAGUUCAUGUUAUGAAUAGAAUCUAGGGAUAUGAAUUUUUCUU
Molecule: messenger RNA, 2826 nt
Organism: Phoenix dactylifera (date palm)
Lineage: Eukaryota; Viridiplantae; Streptophyta; Magnoliopsida; Arecales; Arecaceae
Product: putative pentatricopeptide repeat-containing protein At5g52630
Biological process (GO): RNA modification
Molecular function (GO): zinc ion binding; RNA binding; protein binding
Source: RefSeq, a predicted model, not a curated record